AUGAGCAGACAUUCUUACUCAUUUCCGAUCGAAUUUGCAGGACAAUAUCCGCAUGGCCUCCGACGGGUCAUCAACAACCCCUAUCCUGAUUACAAUUCCGCGUCAUGGAACUCGACAUGGCGGGGUUCACAUCGAGCGUGCCUCGGGCCCCAUGGUCGCCUGCUGGACCGGCACGAUGCGGACACGAUGAUGAGCGGGUAUCAUUGGAAUGCGUCGGACUUCCCGGCCCCGAUCUUCGGUUCGUACGAGAGCUGGGGCCUCGAUCGCGAUCUCUGUGCGGAUUCGGUCUCGCGGUACGGCGCAUACGGAUAUAAGCACAGGACCGACAAUGGCUGGCCCGGCUCCUAUGGAACCAAUCAUGCGGCCGAGCUGGAAUGGGACGACGUGAACUGGGCCAAUCUACAACAUGACUGCCUGCUGCGCAACGGAGACCGGUUCCGAACCACCAGGCCCCGGGAGAAGCAAAUAUGGACCCUUCACAAGCGGUGGGAUACGACCGUGCAUGAUGAGCUUGAUCUCAGCGACCCCGAGCCGGGGAUUCAGCCGCGGACAGCUGUGAUCAUGCGCACUUGGCUGAGCAAGCGAUACAUGGAGGACGACCUACAUUACAUUCGGGCGAUGAUCAUGGAGCUGGCUCUCCAUUCCGGCGGGGAAUAUGACGUCGUAGUUUUGGUAGAUUGCAAAGGCGCCGAAUUGCCGAACCCCAUGGACACCGUUGCCAUGGACAAGUUCAAGGCAGAACACCUACCCAGAGAACUGCGCGAGCUCGCCCUCUUUUUCAACACGAAGAUAUUAAAGGAAUGGUAUCCCGAAAUCGAGGCUCAUGACGCGGUUCUGCAGUAUUUCCAGCCAGUCCAGCUUUUUUCGCGACUUCAUCCACAAUACGAAUACGUGUGGCAGUUUGAGAUGGACGCUCGUUACACUGGUCACUUCUAUCGGCUAGUGACCCAAGCCACCGACUUCGCGAGGCGCCAGCCCCGAAAGCACCUCUGGGAGCGAAACUCAUACUUCUAUAUCCCAGCGAUUCAUGGAACAUGGGAAGAGUUUGCCGCGAAAGUAGACCGGGAUAUGGUAAGACGCGACAGCAUUUGGGGUCCUCAGCCCGCAGAAGGCAUUGAUCUUGGAGGACACAGCCCUGUGCCUCCAGUGGCAAGUCCAGAUGAUGACGAAAGUGCCUGGGGUGUUGGCGAAGAAGCCGACCUAAUCACUUGGCUCCCACAUUUUGACCCUGCCGGGGUGAAUUGGCCGUGGGGCCAAAAAAUAUACCAUUUCCAACAGCAGAAGCAUACACCGCGACGCGCGACCAUUGUCGCCAUGUCACGACUCUCUAACCGGCUUCUACGUGUCAUGCACAAGGACCAGGCAUACAAGGGCUUGGGUCUCGCGUCGGAAAUGACGCCUAUCUCUUGGGCCAUGUAUUAUGGCCUCAAAGCUGUACAGGUUCCACAGCCUGUCUAUCAUGAGCGGGCAUGGGAUGCGGCAGAGCUGGAUCGUCGCGCUAAUUCUGGCGAACCGGGGGAGAUUAAUGGGGACCUCAACAGUAUCUGGGGUUGUGAUUCAUGCCAUGAUAUCCUUCUGUAUACAUCUUUUAUGUUUCGCUCCUACUUUGCUGAGAGGCUCUAUCGUGCCUGGCUGGGGUACGACGGCGCAGAAGAGUGGGAAAAGACAAAUCGCCCUCUUUGUCUUCCGCCCAUUUUCAUUCACCCGGUCAAGAACACUGAGCGAUAG
Messenger RNA from Penicillium riverlandense, 1728 nucleotides. RefSeq names its product DUF3405 domain-containing protein. NCBI's taxonomy places the organism in Eukaryota, Fungi, Ascomycota, Eurotiomycetes, Eurotiales, Aspergillaceae. The transcript is spliced from 3 exons. Bases 1 to 1728 code for a protein of 575 amino acids. The record is from RefSeq and is a predicted model, not a curated record.